AUGGAUGCCGUUCAGGUCAAAGUCCGCUACUACGUCGCUCAGCUCGAAAAGGAGUUGAACAAGGUUCCCCAGUUGGUCCAGUUCGAGGCUGCCACUGGUGUCCCCAAGACCUACUUGGCCCUCGGUGCCGGAUCCUUCUUCUUCUUGAUGAUCUUCUUCAACUUUGCCGGCCAGCUCUUCUCCAACCUCCUCGGCUUCGUCUACCCUGCCUACCGUUCCUUCAAGGCCCUCGAGAGCCCCGAGAAGGAGGAUGACAAGCAGUGGUUGACCUACUGGACCGUGUACGGAUUCGUUUCUAUCGUCGAGUCCUUCACCGAUGUCCUCUUGUACUGGUUCCCCUUCUACUUCUUCCUCAAGACCGUCUUCCUCCUCUGGCUCAUGAUCCCCUCCUUCAACGGCGCUGCCACCAUCUACAACCGCGUCCUCCGUCCCUUCUUGGUCCAGCACAAGGCCGAGAUCGAUUCGUCCUACCACAACUUGAAGGCCAAGGUCUCGGCUGUCGCCUCCGAGCUUGACGGCAGCACCACCGCCUCCCAGUAA
Linnemannia hyalina is the source of this 540-nucleotide messenger RNA. Lineage: Eukaryota; Fungi; Mortierellomycota; Mortierellomycetes; Mortierellales; Mortierellaceae. The record is from the annotation of a GenBank genome assembly.